GCGAGCGGCCCGAAGGUAGGGUCUAGGCAUGUCAGUAGCGGCAAGGGGUCAGCUUCUUAGGAGGGGGAUGAGGGCUGGUCCGCUGGCGGGGGGGUUGCUGGGGGCUCACCCGCCCUUGAGCGCGGGAGGCGGCUGGCGGGGCGUAGCUGGGGGCUCACCCGCCCUUGAGCGCGGGAGGCGGCUGGCGGGACGUGCGGCUUGGGAUUUGUGAGCGUUGGGGAGGGUUGCGCCGCCACUCCGAUUAUCGUGGUGUUAGGACCGUUAUUCCCUGGAAGGGUUAGUGCGCAUGUUCAGUAACGUCUGCUUCAGCCUCCCCUUACUGGCCCUCGGAACGGCUGCUGCCAAGGGGUCGGGGGGCUCAGGGAGGGAGGGGGAUGGGUGUAGCUUGCCCCGAGGGUGGAAGCAGGGCCGGCAGCUUCUUCCUUUUGCCGUCCGCGGCGGCAGUUUUUUUCGCUGCUUGGGGCUGCAAAAACUGCAGAGCCGGCCCUGGGUGGAAGGAGGGGGCAGAGGGGCGGGAGCUGGGGGUAACAAAGGGGGAGAUGGGGUGGCAGGGAGGGGAGCCCUGCAGAGUGGUUUGACGUUCCCGUGGAUGGGGUGAGCCACCUGCAGUGGUUGCCAGGGGGGCAGGUGCUCCUGGCUGGCUGUGCUGCCUUAGCACCCCUGCCCCAGGGUUGUGGCCUUAGAAGUGCAGUGUAGCCCUAUGCCGACGUGUUGCAGCCUGAAAUAAGGUACUGAGUGGCCAAAAAAAGUUGGUUCCCUGAUACGUCCACCACCCUAAAACUGGUCACAACUCUGCCUGGGUUUGUGUGAGGAGAAUGCCUCCGCAGGCAUACAGUAUCUGUAGGGAGCCUGACAGCAGUGCCAGCUUUGGCUUAGCUACCAUACGGUGAGCCUACAUGGGACUCCAUUUCCUGUUACCCACUAAUGAAGGUUGCCCAGUGCUGCUUCAUGCCUUUCCAGAGUGCAGAGAGUAGCUAAACUUAAACCUCUAAAAAACAGGAAGUACAAAGUUAAGAACUUGGGCUUAGGUUCAGCUAAACAAACAGGAGCCACCCACACUUAGACACUGAGCUUGCUGCACACAAACCAUCCCAGACUGACAAAGCAUGUAGAACUCAGUGCUGAAAUGAGACAUAUUUGAUCCCUCAAGAGGUUGGAGUUGGGGCCUCUUCAUCCUCCAUCACAUCAUUACCAAAAGCAGCAGAAGAUCACUCCCAUGCUAGGCCAUGAACACUGUCUUCUCCUCCCCAUCUGACAGUGGUGGUGAGAGUAACCUGGAAUUAACAUCACAAUGGAUCAAACAUGCUUGGCUCUUCCUGUCCAUAUGAGGAGGAAUUGCUAGUUGGGAUAUGACAUCCCCUCAGAGGUAUGCUGCUGUCUUCUGAGGCCCAGGAUUCCAGGGCACCAUCAGAAGAGAAAUGUUCACAGAAACUUUUCUUGUGUAGUAGAUGAAUAAGAGGAUGGAGGAAUAAUACAAACAGCAGUGAUACAGUUGCCAGCAAGAAGCUGGCUCUCAAAAUUUGUGAUUCAGGACUUUGUAAGCCUCUUGAAGUUCUGCUACACACAUCUGUCUUGUAGCUGCUUCUGGUGAAUAUGUCUAUAAAAUACUUAAAAUGGAGUUUUUUGGCACUCUCUAUGCUUUCUGUCAUAAUAAUGACAUGGUACAUGAUACUUCCUUCGCAUACUGUGAUAGAGCAUACAAACUGGAUGUAUUUCUAUGAAUAUGAGCCAGUUUACAAGCAGAACUUCCUCUUCACACUGCGGGAGCGUUUAAAAUGCAAAGAUACAAAUCCGUUUCUGGUCAUCUUGGUGUCUUCACAACCUAUGGAUAUAGAGGCAAGGCAGGCCAUUAGAGUAACAUGGGGUUCUAAAAAAUCCUGGGGGGACCGUCAGAUUCUAGUACUUUUCUUAUUAGGGAAAGGAGCUGAAAGAGAAGACAGCUUAGAUGCAUUAUCGAUAGAAGAUGAAAGCAUUCUGUAUGGUGACAUAAUUCGCCAAGAUUUUAUGGAUACUUAUAACAAUCUUACCUUGAAAACAAUCAUGGCAUUCAGAUGGGUGUCUGAGUUUUGUUCAAAUACUAAAUACAUUAUGAAGACUGAUUCUGAUGUUUUCAUCAACCCUGGCAACUUAGUAACGUUUCUUCAAAAUAUAAAUUCUUCAGACAGUUUUUUUACUGGUUACCCUCUAAUUGAUAACUUUUCCUACAGAGGGUUUUACAGAAAAACAUACAUUUCUUAUGAUGAAUAUCCAUUUAAGGUAUAUCCUCCAUACUGUAGUGGAAUGGGGUAUAUACUUGAUGGAAAACUGGCUCUGAAGAUUUAUGAAAUGAUGAGCCAUAUCAAACCUAUUAAAUUUGAAGAUGUUUAUGUUGGAAUUUGCUUAAAUAUGCUAAAUGUGAACAUCCAUAUUCUAGAAGAUACACAACUCUUCUUUUUAUACAAAAUUAACUUUAACAUCUGUAAAUAUAGACACUUGAUUGCAGUACAUGGUAUCACUUCAAGUGAAAUGAUGAGAUUUUGGCAGGAUUUAUUGACAGACACUUCACUCAUUUGCUAAUGAUCCGAUGUUAAUAUAGGUCUGUCAAAAGCUGACUGUUUUGUCCUGGCCUCUUGGUUUGAAUUGCACUGUAGAAAGUGUUUAAAUUGAGUUUUGUAGAACAAGGAAAUGGGGUUUUAGAAAGGAUCACUCAGGCUUAUGGGACCACCCUGAUUACGAGGCACAAUUAAAACAGCAGAAUAUCUCUAGAGGGUUUUCAAUAUGGUGUUUUUAAAUUGAGAAUGAGACUUCGUUGCACCUUUUUUAUUCCAGAAUUAUUUAGAUUAUAUGGUAACAGUACUCUGCUCACUCCACCCCUCUAGUUCAUUUCUGAACAGUCUGCUGCAAGUAUGGGGUCAUCCUGCCUGAGUUUCCUGCCACCUCCCCAGGAAUCUGUUGUCUUAUGAAACCGCAGCAGCAGCACCCCUUUUUUCUCAAAGAACUGUCCCACAAACCUAGAUCCUGGGGCAAAGUGCUAUCUGUUUUCCUUCAGAUGGAUACCCUGCCUACUCUAGGGAAUGUCUCAUCCUGGGCCCCCAUCAACACAUGAACUCCUCCUCUGCACUGCAUGAUGCUCAAAGUUGCUUGCUUAGUCAACCCCAAUGAUUCCUUUAGAAAUAGUGUGCCAAGAUUUUCAAAAUUAGCUGUUUAAUUUUAGGCUCCUAUGUUUUCACUGAAGUCAGCAGAAUUUCUAGAUACUCAGCACUUCAGAAAAUCUGGCUGCUUUUUUAGGUGCCUAUAUAUAUAUUUUAUAGAAUUGCCUUAAUGGCUUCAGAAAGCUGCAUUAUUUUAGUGGUAACAGUGUUCUCAGUAUAUUAAGAUAGAGGGCCAGAUCUACAGCAGUGUAACUUAGUUCAAAUAAACUUACUUUCAAGUUACUCUGCAAUAUAGGACAGCAAAAUUUAUGCACUAAUAGGCUCAUCUCCACACCUACCAGAAUCCAGGCAGGGAAAAUAAGCAAUGAGAUUUGCUGUGAAACAUGUCAGUUGAAAUGGCUUUCAAAUGCUGAGAUCAACUUUCAUUUGCAAAAUGAACUGUUUGGUUCAGAGUUUAAAAUAAAAAUUUGGAAAUAUUUCUAGACUUUUUUCUAAGAGGAAUCUUAACACAAGAAAACAAAUGAUAUUUUUUAUGUAAAGACGGGUAUUUUAUUGUCUUAGUCAUAUCAGCAAGGCCAUGUUUCCAGUAGUUUAUGCUUCUGGUAGACAAUACAGAAUCUGCAAGUGCAUUAACACAUUUAUUAUUCUUGACACAUCUAAAAUCUAUCACAUACCAAAGAUACAACAGUGACAUCCUGUACAUCUAGAAUGACAGAGCACUGCCACUUUACUUCUACUCAUACUAUAGCUAAUGAUAUGAUAUUUACAUUUAAUUUCUCUUUUAAAUUGUCUCUUAGAGACAAAUGUAGAAUAGGUAUAAAAUAACUCCACUGCUAGUACCAAGAAUGAGGUUUCAUCAAUAUUUUUUAAUGUGCACUAUGAUCAGUGUUGAAUUUUGAUAACUUCGUAUAACCAUACAUGAUAUCUUACAGGUUAACUUAAAUACUAAAGUGGAAUCUUAGUCGUAGGGGAGAAAAUUGUGUUCACCACCACAAACUAUAGACCCCAAUAUUUUGAACUUUGUUCUAGAAGGGUGCUCACUGUGAUUCAAUUCAAGGUUGUGUGUUUUAUUUUUUUAAACUAGCUUGUAUAGUUUAAUGAAAUUCUAAAGAUAGGUAAUGUCUUCUUUAAAUAUGGUGGGGAGGAAGUGCUAUUCUAAUUUUAGAACUAGAAAUUAUUGCAAAACUGCAACAACUAAACUUCUGGGAUCCACUUAUGAUUUGAUAUGAGUUUUAGUAUAGUUGGGUGGGUGUAUAUAUCAUCUUGUCCAAUGAGUGGGCAUACAUUGAAAAAUUCUCACUACAAAAACAGCUUAUUAUUUUAAACCUACCAUGACACGAACGUUUAUUUAAUAGUGAGUGUUUGCCCCAUGAAUGCUGAUAGUCAGUAUAGUUGGACAGUGGUUAAUAUUGCUUUUUAAAAGAAUACUUUAGGUGGAAUCACAGAAGACUUCAAUCUUCACAAAGCUGAUGCAAGGCAGAUGGCUGCAGCUGCAAAAAUAGGUAUGACAAUAAGAGAAAAGUAAGUAACUUUCUCCAAUCAAGAUACUUUUGUGCCUGACAAGGUUCACUGAUCAGCGAUUGCAGGGCUUUUGCCUUCAGAAAUGUAGAUUUAUACUCAGUUUAUUCAACCUGAAAUUGUAACUUAGUGACAAAACUGAUGAUUUAAUUUGAAACAGCCUCUUUGUAACUUGGACAUUUUUCUUGCUUCUCCCAUUUCUAAACAGAUUUGAACGUAUUUAUUACUAGAAGCAUAAAAUGUGUAAUACUGCUUGCCAUGUUACUUCAAUGGAAAUGUUGGCUAUUUUUAAAAACAAACCUGAUUAUAAGAGGGGAAUUUAAAAUAAUCGUAUGAAUUUACACCAUCAGUCAAUUUUAAUGUAGGCUACAAACUCCUCUGUCCCCUUAACAUCUUCUGAUAGGCUGAAGUUUACACUUCAUUUCUAAGAUUUCUUAUGACCCUGUUUAUGAACUUAUUGGCCUUGCAAAUGACGCAGAUGAAGUAGGUCAAACAUCCUUCAGGACCAUACAUAUUCUCACAGAGGUGGUGUGCACAAAAAUGCGUCAAACAGUGUUUAGCAUUUAGAGUUUUAUUCUAGUGUAUUGAAAAUAGCAUUCACAAUGUAAAAUUACCACUGUAUCUAUCACCUGUAUAUUCUUCCAGUAGAGUUUGCAGAUUUAAGUGUUUAGACAUUUUACUGGGAUUCAUUGAUUGCGUACCUUCAAAUACAAAUAGUAAAUACUUAAACUGUGACUAGGUGCAUUGCAGGAUGAACCAUUUUAAUGAAGACCACAGACUGCAUAUAUUCUUUGCUUGUACCCAGUUUUGGCAUUGUUUUUAUGUCUGCCAUUUGUACAGUACUAAAAAGAAAAUGUACAGUAGACUUACAGAAAAUUGUAUUCAAUCACCUGUUUCAUUUAUCUUGGUAUAGUUGGUUUUUAAAAGUUUGAGUAAUUUAAACUGAAUUUAAUUAUGCUGGGAGUCUGGAUUCACAGUGUACAUAAUGUACGACACAAACUUGAACUAGAAACUGAUUGAGGGUAAACUAAAUAGGAUGUGAACACUGAAUUCCUAAUCUUCUGUCUAUAUCAGAUAUGUUACUUAAAUUAUAAAACGCAGAAGCUGCAAACAUGGGACUCAAUGCUGCACUCCUUAGACAAAAUUCCCACUGAUGUCAAGGGGAUUGAGGCUGAAUGACAUUUUGGAUCCUUAUAGGAAAAUUGUAGCUUUUCCUAUUCUUGAAGUAGAAUAUAUGAUUUGGGAGGGAUCUGAAAUGUGUUCCUCUGAAUGCUGCUUGUUAAAGUGAUCUACUUGAUGCUAUUUAAAAAAAAAUUACACUUCAAAGGUUGAAAAACCAUGUUUGUAUACUAGUAGUAAUCUGUGAUGGAAGGGAAACACACACUUUCCACAAGGCAAGGAUAUAUGGCUUUUAUCUUAUUUCCUUGUGUAGUGGGGUCCAUGUUUUCUAAAAUAUGAAAACUGUAAACUAGUUUAUAAAUACAUGUUGGGCGUCUGAUAAUCAAAAAGGGAUUAUAAUCCCUAACAGGCCCAUUUGGUUUUAGAUUGUUUUUCUGUGGAUGCCUGAUAAAGUAAUUUUCUAAUCUCCGAGAGAAUAUAACCUGUGCUAUUAUGGUUUGUCUCACCUUCAACUAUGGGGCUUUAUUUUGCAUCCUUAAAACAAGCAAAUGCUGCAAUGUAUUGAAUAUAUCAAGUAGAAUAAAUUAAACCCAACUGAGCAUAAUUGUUGUGUUUUUAACUUUAUAGCUAAAACCUCACUAUUUCUAGCCUUGUGACUGUAGUUACUUACUACAUUACUUUCUGCAAUCUUCAUUAAUCUGACGGACUCUUAAUAGCCAGACUUUUAAAAGUUCAUUUAAGGUGUCAGUAGUACAUACAUGCUGACUCACUAUGUAAAAUGAGGAAAAUGUAAUCUGCUGGCUUACCCAGGACUCUUUGUAAUGCUUUGUCUGGUGUGUUCCUUAAAGCUAUAGUGAAAACCUUUCUCUCACAGCUUGUAUUUCUGAAAUAAAAAUACAAACUAAG
Chelonia mydas (Green sea turtle) is the source of this 6674-nucleotide messenger RNA. It is a transcript of the gene B3GALNT1, whose product is annotated as beta-1,3-N-acetylgalactosaminyltransferase 1 (globoside blood group). Gene Ontology annotation, cellular component: membrane. The transcript is spliced from 7 exons. The coding region runs from base 1594 to 2556 and encodes 320 amino acids. Gene Ontology annotation, molecular function: N-acetyl-beta-D-glucosaminide beta-(1,3)-galactosyltransferase activity. The record is from RefSeq and is a predicted model, not a curated record. NCBI's taxonomy places the organism in Eukaryota, Metazoa, Chordata, Testudines, Cheloniidae.